This is a messenger RNA of Urocitellus parryii (Arctic ground squirrel), 2922 nucleotides long. RefSeq names its product VPS26 retromer complex component B (gene Vps26b). NCBI's taxonomy places the organism in Eukaryota, Metazoa, Chordata, Mammalia, Rodentia, Sciuridae. The record is from RefSeq and is a predicted model, not a curated record. Gene Ontology annotation, biological process: intracellular protein transport.
UGGCAUCUCUUUCCCAUCCGGGCCGAAGCUCGCCUCCCCCCACCCCCGCCCCGAGCCGCCGAAGCACCUGGGUGCGUUGCACCGCGGGAGGCUGGGCAGGUUGCUGUGUUGCUGGCCCCGGGCGGUGGAACUCUAAUACGCGGCUCUGCUAGGCUGCCCUCCCCUGCAUUGCACCGCCGACCCUCGCCUGAUAGCUGCAGCCAGCGGCUCCGGCUUGCAUUGCUCCUCUGUGCAUUGCUGCUCCGGACGCUGCAGCCCGAAGCCUCCAGCCUCACCCUGCCUUCCACCUCCUCCGUGGAACACGCAGUUGGUGGUCGCCCAGAGCAGCGGCGGAGCCAAGCUGCGGUGCCAGUCGCCGAAGGCACUGCCGCAGCUGGCCCUCUGGCCUUCUGUCCCUUAGGGCAGCCCGCUCCCGGGAGGAAGGGAGCGGUCCUUACCUAGACCUGCCCUGUCUGGCGGUGAGAUGAGCUUCUUCGGCUUUGGGCAGAGCGUGGAGGUGGAAAUCUUGCUGAACGAUGCGGAGAGUAGGAAGCGAGCGGAGCACAAGACGGAGGACGGGAAGAAAGAGAAAUAUUUCCUCUUUUACGACGGAGAGACUGUCUCCGGAAAGGUGAGCCUUGCGCUCAAGAACCCCAACAAGCGCCUGGAGCACCAGGGUAUCAAGAUCGAGUUCAUCGGGCAGAUUGAACUCUACUAUGACCGUGGGAACCACCAUGAAUUUGUGUCCCUGGUGAAGGACUUGGCUCGGCCCGGAGAGAUCACCCAAUCGCAGGCCUUCGACUUUGAAUUUACUCACGUGGAAAAGCCGUAUGAGUCCUACACAGGACAGAAUGUGAAGCUACGUUAUUUCCUUCGAGCCACUAUCAGCCGCCGCCUCAAUGAUGUUGUUAAAGAGAUGGACAUUGUAGUUCACACACUCAGCACAUACCCAGAGCUGAACUCUUCUAUCAAGAUGGAAGUUGGGAUUGAGGACUGCCUACACAUUGAGUUUGAGUACAAUAAAUCCAAAUACCACUUGAAAGAUGUCAUUGUAGGAAAGAUAUACUUCCUGCUGGUGAGAAUCAAAAUAAAGCACAUGGAGAUAGACAUCAUCAAACGGGAAACAACGGGCACAGGCCCCAACGUAUACCACGAAAACGACACGAUAGCCAAGUACGAGAUCAUGGAUGGGGCACCAGUACGAGGAGAGUCCAUCCCGAUCCGGCUUUUCCUGGCAGGGUAUGAGCUUACACCCACUAUGCGGGACAUUAACAAGAAAUUCUCUGUGCGCUAUUACCUCAACCUGGUGCUGAUAGAUGAGGAGGAACGGCGCUACUUCAAGCAGCAGGAAGUGGUGUUGUGGCGGAAGGGUGACAUCGUACGGAAGAGCAUGUCCCACCAGGCAGCCAUCGCUUCACAGCGCUUCGAGGGUACAACCUCCCUGGGUGAGGUGCGGACCCCCAGCCAGCUGUCUGACAACAACAGUAGGCAGUAGGCCUCUGGGCCAAGAAGCUGCUGGGCUUCCACCCCAGCACCCCCGUCUACCAAACACCAGCGGCUGGGGGAGGGGGAGAUGGUAUGAGGCUCAGCUGACCGUUACUUGCAACCUGAAAACAAUUCAUGUUUUUGACUUAAAUUCUUUUCUCUGAAGGACCUAAGGGGCUUGGGUUAGAAAGCAGUCUCCUUGGGAUUCUGUGGCUGAUGUGGGAUAGGGAGAGGAGCAUCCUGGAAGCUAAUCUCUCCCUGGGGAAUAAGUUGUCUGCUGAGGCCUUCCUCAUGGGCUGCCUCUUAUCAUAGAGCUGAAAGCGUGUCCUUGGCUUCUAGUUCUCUGGGCUUCCUGAUACAGGAUCUGAACAUGUCCCUGGAAUUCAAAUCUGCCAGCAAGGCCCUGGGUAGUCAUUUUUCUUAUACUCCCCUUGGCUGUCCCUGAGGUAGUGGGAGGAGGAUUUGGGCCUGUCCCAUCUAAAGGGUAGGGUUGGGGGUAGAUCAGGAAGCUACCUCUUUGGGCGUCUUGGAUGUGGUGCUCUGAGGUUUCCACAUGCCACCUUCUCUCUGGCCUUUCACUGCUGGCACCAGACACCUCCUUUCUGCAUCUUCUCUGGCUAGUAGGAAUGUUCUGGGACAGAAACCUGUGGAAGUGCCUGGGGUCAUCUGUCCCUCACCAGUGAGAAAUACCUGUGCGCAAAAAAGCUCAGAGGUUAAUGUCAUGCAUGGAUGGCCAAGAGGCUGAGCCAGGCCUACUGAGGAAGGGUCAAGGCAAUGGCAAUUGUCUGCUUUCACCAUGUGACUGUGCUUGGCAACCCUGAGGUCUGGGUUGUUCUAGACACAUUCUUCUAUGUGCCCUAACAAGCCCUAAGCAAGAGAGUCCAUUUUCUUUAAGAAGAUAUCCUGGAAAGGGGCCAGGAUCCUUUUUGCUCUCUAACAGUGGACCCUCAUCACUCCUUGUCUCUAUCCAACUUCUAAGAAUUGGGGCUUGAUUUCAAACACUUUGAAAUUUUGUUCUUACUUUCACCCCAAGAUCCUUCACUCCUCAUCACCUACAAGAUAAGGGAGAUGAGGGCCCCAAUAGCAGACUCUGAUGCCACAAACUUCAGUAAUUUGCUUGCCAAGUUACAUCUUUGUCAUCACCAGUUCACUGACCUAAGUUUAGGAUCACUGGUUUUUUUUUUGUUUGUUUGUUUAAAAACACAAAUAUUAAAAACUCUGGUGGAUGUAGUUAUGCUAAAGAAAGGGGCAGAUUUUCCUGUUGCUCUAUGCUUCGGCCUAUAGUAGUUAAAAUAGUCACUGUCUUUUCUGCCUCACUGGGGAUGACCAGGAAUUACUCUUCUGUUGGCUUCCCUUCCCUUUACAGAAAGACCAACCAGAUCCCAUUGGUCAAUAUUUGGUGGCCUGAGUUCUUUGUUAUUUGGACAGUAGAGAAUUUCGUUCCUAUCUCAUGUUUCA